AUGGGUGAGAGUAUGGUUAUUGAUACCCCUGCUAUGGGUUCGGUAACUAAAUCUUCGAUUUGUUUGAAUUGUCCGCUGUGUAUUUUUGAUAGAGAUUUUGGGAUAGAUUUGGUUUGUCUUCCGUUAGUACAAGUGGAUGUUAUCCUUGGGAUGAACUGUUUGAAGUUCAACCGCGUUCAUAUUAACUACUAUGCCAAAAUGGUGAUGUUUCCAGAGUUCGUGGGAGGGGAAGAUUUGUUUGUAUCUGCUAAGCAAGUGAAUCAGUCUGUAAAGGAAGUUGCUCUUGUGCUUAUGAUGUUAGCUUCUUUCGAUGUAAAUGGUAAAGGAGUAACUGGCAAUCUACCUAUUGUUUGUAAUUUUCUAGAUGUGUUCCCUGACUAUAUUAGUGAUUUUUCGCCAGAGUGUGAGGUAGAGUUUACUAUAAACUUAGUACCUGACACUAGUCCUAUUUUGAUGGCUUCAUAUAGGAUGUCCGCUUCAGAGUUGAGUGAACUGAAGAAACAACUUGAGGAUUUGCUUGAGAAGAAAUUUGUGCGACUGGGCGUUUCAUCGUGGGGUGCGCCCGUUCUGUUAGUAAAUAAGAAAGAUGGUAGUAUGCAUCUGUGUGUCGAUUAUUAUCUGUUGAACAAAGUGACUAUCAAGAACAAGUAUCCACUUCUAAGGAUUGAUGAUUUGAUGGGUCAGUUAGUAGAUGCGUGUGUUUUCAGUAAAGUUGACUUGAGUUUUGGGUAUUAUCAGAUUCAUAGUAUGGUCAUUACGAGUAUUUGGUAA
Molecule: messenger RNA, 771 nt
Organism: Lathyrus oleraceus (garden pea)
Lineage: Eukaryota; Viridiplantae; Streptophyta; Magnoliopsida; Fabales; Fabaceae
Exons: 1
Coding region: 1-771 (256 amino acids)
Source: RefSeq, a predicted model, not a curated record